CUUUCCGCAGGCAGCAGGCAGGCAGUAGUGUUCAGUGUUUGGGGGAGAGUUGGAGGUGGAUGACUCUCACACACUGACUGGCUGCAGAGAUCUGAGGAAGACCAACUGGGAUAAAACCAGGAUAAGCUAAAGCUAACGGUGGGAUAGACGUGGGCUAGACCAGGCUAAACCAGGCUACAACCAAGUCAAAGAAACAAGCAGGAUCUUAUCCAUAUAGCCUGAGGGUUGUGGAUCUAUAACAACAGAAGAGAUGAAAGUGGGUGGUGGGCCUCCACCCUCUUCCCUGUGUGCGUGGGUGGUGCUGCUUAUUUUGGUGGAGUCAGGUGAGCCCUACCGGACCUCAUACGACCAGGAACAAGGCCAGAACAGAGACAGGGGCAGAGAGAGUACAGACUCCAGGCUAGACACCAGGACAGACACCAGGGACUACCACAGAGAUGCCAGUCCAGACACCAGGGACUACCACAGAGAUGCCAGGCCAGACACCAGGGACUACCACAGAGAUGCCAGUGAGGUGAGGGGUAAAGAGUGUCAGCGGUGCUGUGACCCCGGAGAGGAGGUUCGUACUCAGUCUGCCAACCCCCAGUACCCACAACACUACCCACAGUACCAGGCGGUGCCACAGAUCAACAUAACCAUCCUCAAAGGUGAGAAGGGGGAGAGCGGCCAGCGAGGGCCCUACGGUAAAUCUGGCAAGUCCGGCCAGUCCGGCCCUCGUGGGCCCAAUGGCAUCAAGGGCACCAAGGGGAGCAUAGGGACCCCGGGUGACCCCUGCAAGGUCCAGUACGCUGCCUUCUCCGUGGGCCGCAAGAAGGCCAUCCACUCCAACGACUACUACCAGACCUUAGUGUUCGACACUGAGCUCGUCAACCUCUACGGACACUUCAACAUGUUCACCGGCAAGUUCUACUGCUACGUGCCGGGAAUCUACUACUUCAGCCUGAACGUGCACACGUGGAACCAGAAGGAGACGUACGUGCACGUGAUGCAUAACGAGAGAGAGGUGGUGAUCCUGUACGCCCAGUCCAGUGACCGGAGCAUCAUGCAGAGCCAGAGCCUGAUGCUAGAGCUGGAGAGAGAGGACCAGGUGUGGGUCCGGCUGUUCAAAGGAGAGAGGGAGAACGCCAUCUUCAGCGAUGACUUUGAUACCUACAUCACCUUCAAUGGACACCUUAUCAAGCCCAAGAGCGAGGGGUAGGGGAAAGGGGUCGGUUGGGGCUGUGUCCCAAAUGGCACCCUAUUAGCUGUAUAGUCCACUACAUAGGGAACGGGAUCCCACUUGGGACGCAUACUAGGGGGGUUGUGGGCAUGUAUGAUGGACCAGUGUGACGCGAGAAGGAGACCAAAAUCUGAAGAAGAUUGGUUCCCAGUUCAUAGAAGAAUAUCUUAACUUUCUUAUUGUGUCUUUUUAUGUGUGUUAUUAUUGUAUUUUAAUCCAGAUAUCAAGAGAGACAUUGACUUACUUUGAGAAGUAAACCAAGCCACUUGUUAAUUUGACAAAAACAUGUUGCACACACAGCCUGAUGAAGAUUGAUGAUCGGUUGGAGGUUUUGUCAGGAAACAGCCAAACAGAAUCAAUUCAAGAUGGCCACUGUUCAAGAUGUUCAACAGAGCGGAGAAAAGUUAUCCUCAGGGUAGGGACGUCCCAAGGAGCCAACUAACCAUGUUCAAAGUGCCUUGAUUGCGUGAAGCAUCGUCUUGCAGCCAUACCAUUGUUACAGCACUGCUUUCAAUUUUGGCCAGUAAAUCAAAAAAAUUACACAUUGACUCCCUGCAACACUUAGAGUGCAUCCCAAACGGCACAAUAUUCCCUAUUUAGACACAUAAGGUUCUGGUAAAAAAAACGGUGCACUAAAUACAGAAUACCGGUAUGGUGCUAUUUGGGACGCAGAGCCUUUAUGAAUCAUGUAUGUUGUGUGAUGCAAAGUAUUAUGAUUCGUAUCAACUUUGCACCCAGAUAAACUGUAUGUGUUAAGAGCACUCCUCCGUCACAGUCCUCGUAACCAGGAGACCAAGGCACAGCUUGAUUGGAAUACAGUCUUCUUUUAUUAAGACAGACAGACAGUCAUACAGACAGUCAGACAGACAGUCAGACAGACAGUCAGACAGACAGUCAGACAGACAGUCAGACAGACAGACAGACAGACAGACAGACAGACAGACAGACAGACAGACAGACAGACAGACAGACAGACAGACAGACAGACAGACAGACAGACAGACCUUGACGCUAUAAACUAUUGCUAACAUGCAACUACACAUAAACAAUAAUCCACAAAAUACCCCAGGACUAUGGCUACAUAAAUAUGGUCCCCAAUCAGAGACAACGACAAACAGCUGCCUCUGAUUGGGAACCAAUCUAGGCAACCAUAGACAUUUAAACACCUAGAUAUACAAAAAGCCAUGAUAUACAAAAACCCUAGACAUCAAAAAACCCUAGACAUACAAAAACUACACAUACCUCCCUCGUCACACCCUGACCUAACCAAAAUAAUAAAGAAAACCAAGAUAACUAAGGUCAGGGCGUGACAUCAUAGCUUUCAGAUGUAGAGACAGAUCAUAUUUGUUCGAGUUAGACAUAGAUUAGACAUAUUACACUGUAAACACAUCCAUUUACAUGUCAAUAUAUCUUUAUUGUCAAUUUGAACUCAAUUUGAUCUUUAUUGUCCCCAGUGUAAAACAGUUGUAUACAUAGAUAUCAUAAAACAUACAUACAAUGACAAUGACCUAGACUAGAUAAAGUAACAGGACCUGGACUAGAUAAAGUAACAGGACCUGGACUAGAUAAAGUAACAGAACCUAGACUAGAUAAAGCAACAGGUGCUUAAAUGGACUUCAUAUGAACUAGACAAAGCAACAGGACCUGGACUAGACAAAGCAACAGGACCUGGACUAGACAUAGCAACAGGACCUGGACUAGACAAAGCAACAGGACCUGGACUAGAUAAAGCAACAGAACCUGGACUAGAUAAAGUAACAGGACCUGGACUAGAUAAAGUAACAGGACCUGGACUAGAUAAAGUAACAGGACCUGGACUAGAUAAAGUAACAGGACCUGGACUAGAUAAAGUAACAGGACCUAGACUAGA
Messenger RNA from Oncorhynchus tshawytscha (Chinook salmon), 3089 nucleotides. Its product is annotated as complement C1q tumor necrosis factor-related protein 1-like. Lineage: Eukaryota; Metazoa; Chordata; Actinopteri; Salmoniformes; Salmonidae. The transcript has 4 exons. Gene Ontology annotation, molecular function: protein binding. The record is from RefSeq and is a predicted model, not a curated record. Bases 251 to 1198 code for a protein of 315 amino acids.